GAGGGUUGUUUUCUUUGCCUCCCCUGGGUCUAUCUCGUUUCCACACUCUAUCCAUCCCUUUUCCACUCGCUGUGCCAGCUGGAGGCUAUGUCUGCCUCAGGGAUCUUGGACAGAAGGUGAGCUCAGUUAGGUUUUGACAGCGGAACGCGUAGGUACAGUGAAACGGGUAGCAACGGGAUAGCGGGUUUAGUGUAGCACAGAACGGACCACAAAGUACAGAUGAAUUAAAUACGACUACAGACUACUACCAUAUUGUUAAACAGUUUACCUAAAAAUCCUAAGGAAAAGAUAACCAAAUUAAACCGAAAGUUAAAGUUGUGUUUAUGUUUGAUCGUUGAGUUAUUGUUAUAUCGAAAGUUAAACGAGCGUUGUUAAUGAGACAUUGAUACAAAAUCCGAAAAGAAUCGUUACCAAGUUAAACCGAAAGUCCAAAAAACAAAUUCGAAAAUGUCUUUCUCCAAGGCCAAGUUGAAGCGUUUCAACGACGUGGAUGUGGCCAUCUGCGGUUCGCCAGCUGCGUCCAACAGCUCGGCGGGAUCGGCGGGCAGUGCCACGCCCACCGCGUCUUCGGCAGCCGCUGCUCCGCCAACCGUUCAACCGGAACGCAAGGAGCAGAUCGAGAAGUUCUUCAAGGACGCCGUGCGUUUCGCGUCCAGCUCGAAGGAGGCCAAGGAAUUUGCCAUUCCCAAGGAGGACAAAAAGUCAAAGGGAUUACGUCUGUUCCGUACUCCUUCGUUGCCGCAGCGCCUACGCUUCCGUCCGACUCCCAGUCACACGGAUACGGCCACCGGAAGCGGAAGUGGCGCCUCAACAGCGGCAUCCACUCCUCUGCAUUCGGCAGCCACCACGCCCGUAAAGGAGGCCAAGUCAGCCAGCCGUCUGAAGGGCAAGGAGGCACUCCAGUACGAAAUCCGUCACAAAAACGAACUGAUCGAGAGCCAGUUGAGCCAACUGGACGUGCUGCGCCGCCAUGUGGAUCAGUUGAAGGAAGCCGAGGCCAAGUUGCGCGAGGAGCAUGAGUUGGCUACCUCCAAGACAGAUCGGCUCAUCGAAGCCCUGACCAGUGAGAAUUUAUCGCACAAAGCUCUGAACGAGCAGAUGGGCCAGGAGCACGCUGAUCUUUUGGAGCGUUUGGCCGCCAUGGAGCAGCAGUUGCAGCAACAGCACGACGAGCAUGAAAGGCAAGUGGAGGCGUUGGUUGCCGAGAGCGAGGCACUGCGUCUGGCCAACGAGCUGCUGCAGACAGCGAAUGAGGAUCGUCAAAAGGUGGAGGAGCAGCUGCAGGCACAACUCUCUGCUCUUCAGGCGGAUGUGGCUCAGGCCCGCGAGCACUGCAGCCUGGAGCAGGCAAAGACCGCCGAGAACAUUGAGCUGGUAGAGAAUCUCCAGAAGACCAAUGCCUCCCUGCUGGCCGACGUGGUCCAGCUGAAGCAGCAGAUCGAACAGGAUGCCCUGUCCUACGGACAGGAGGCCAAGAGCUGCCAGGCGGAACUGGAGUGUCUGAAGGUGGAGCGCAACACCCUGAAGAAUGACUUGGCCAACAAGUGCACUCUGAUCCGCUCGCUGCAAGACGAGCUUCUCGACAAGAACUGCGAGAUCGAUGCUCACUGCGAUACCAUUCGCCAGCUGUGCCGGGAACAGGCUCGCCACACCGAGCAGCAGCAGGCGGUGGCCAAGGUGCAGCAGCAGGUUGAGAGCGACCUAGAGAGCGCGGUGGAGCGCGAGAAGAGCUACUGGCGCGCCGAGCUGGACAAGCGCCAGAAGCUGGCCGAGAACGAGCUGAUCAAGAUCGAGCUGGAGAAGCAGGACGUGAUGGUGCUGCUGGAGACCACCAAUGAUAUGCUGCGCAUGCGCGACGAGAAGCUGCAGAAAUGCGAAGAGCAGUUGCGCAACGGCAUCGACUACUACAUCCAGCUGAGCGACGCACUGCAGCAGCAGCUGGUGCAGCUGAAGCAGGACAUGGCCAAGACGAUCACCGAGAAGUACAACUACCAGCUGACUUUGACCAACACCCGGGCCACCGUCAACAUUCUGAUGGAGCGUCUAAAGAAGUCCGAUGCGGAUGUGGAGCAGUACCGAGCGGAGCUGGAAUCGGUGCAGUUGGCCAAGGGAGCGCUGGAGCAGAGCUAUCUGGUGUUGCAGGCGGACGCAGAGCAACUGCGCCAGCAAUUGACCGAGAGCCAGGAUGCGCUCAACGCACUGAGAUCCUCCUCCCAGACGCUGCAGAGCGAGGAGCGCAUCGAUGGCGACGCCCAGUUGGCCCACUACCACGAGCUGCGCCGCAAGGACGAGACGCGCGAGGCCUACAUGGUGGACAUGAAGAAGGCGCUCGAUGAAUUCGCCACCGUGCUGCAGUUCGCCCAAUUGGAGCUGGACAACAAGGAGCAGAUGCUUGUUAAGGUGCGCGAGGAGUGCGAACAGCUCAAGCUGGAGAACAUUGCCCUCAAGUCCAAGCAACCGGGAUCCGCCUCUCUGCUGGGAACACCUGGCAAGGCCAACCGCUCCAAUACCACCGAUCUGGAGAAGAUCGAGGAUCUGCUGUGCGACUCGGAGCUGCGAUCCGACUGCGAGAAGAUCACCACGUGGCUGCUCAACUCCUCGGACAAGUGCGUGCGCCAGGAUACCACCAGCGAGAUCAACGAGCUCCUGUCCGCCGGCAAGUCCUCGCCCCGUCCCGCCCCCCGCACACCCAAGGCGCCGCACACCCCGCGCAGUCCGCGCACCCCCCACACCCCACGAACACCACGAUCGGCGGCCAGCACUCCCAAGAAGACUGUCCUGUUCGCCGGCAAGGAGAACGUGCCCAGUCCGCCACAGAAGCAGGUGCUCAAGGCGCGCAACAUCUAGGCUAUUCCUUUGUAACAACUACUCUAUCGUACUAUUAUAAAUUAUAUACCUUAGCUAAGAUCCGAUUCGAAAUAUAAUCAAUACACGUUGCACACAACACAGCCAGAGGUGUUUCUGAAAUCUCUUUCGAGCACUCUCCGACUAAAUUCCAAAUCUGAUUGUUUUCUAUCUUUCGCGUUUGUGUUCUGGAAAUAUGGGACUUACCUAAUCUCAUAAAAAAUAUCAUUUUGAUGCAAUGCAUUUUAAGGCAUGAGAAAUCAAAUAAAAAAUCUGAAAAAGGUGUCUUGGAAAGUGAGACCUUCUUUAAAGCUAUUUAAAUUAAAUAGACUCAUCUUUGAAUGUAACGAAAAUAAUGAGAAUGCAUCAAUUAUUUUUUCCAUUUAUU
Drosophila melanogaster (fruit fly) is the source of this 3232-nucleotide messenger RNA. RefSeq names its product miranda (gene mira). The transcript is spliced from 2 exons. Lineage: Eukaryota; Metazoa; Arthropoda; Insecta; Diptera; Drosophilidae. The coding region runs from base 448 to 2847 and encodes 799 amino acids. The record is from RefSeq and is marked reviewed.